CGUUAAGAACUGAACAUGUCUGACUCUGCUUAUAAGACCUUCACCUAUCACCAUUUCCUCUCUUCUCCUCAUCAGAAGCUCACCAAACAAAAACUCUCUCUUUACUCUCUAUCUCGUUACAUCUCAGCCGUCCCUUCACUGAUGGCUGCUGCCAUAUCCACCGUUGGUUCCGUCAAUGGAGCACUGUUGAGCUUAAAUGGGUCCGGUGGCGGAUCAGCAGCGGCGCCGAGCUCAGCCUUCAUGGGGAGCGGGUUGAAGAAACUGACGGGAAGAUCGACCAUGAACAGCGGAAAGGUUUCGUCAGGGAGCUUCAAGAUUGUGGCGGCGGAAGACAUUGACGAAGAGAAGCAAACGAGCAAGGACAGGUGGCAAGGGCUGGCCUACGAUAUUUCCGACGACCAGCAAGACAUUACCAGAGGAAAGGGUAUGGUCGAUUCUCUCUUCCAGGCUCCCCAGGACGCCGGCACUCACUAUGCUGUCAUGAGCUCCUAUGAAUACUUAAGUACCGGACUUAGAACGUAUGACAUCGACAACAACAUGGGUGGUUUGUACAUUGCUCCUGCUUUCAUGGACAAACUGGUUGUUCACAUCACCAAGAACUUCAUGAGCCUUCCCAGCAUCAAGGUUCCUCUCAUUUUGGGUAUCUGGGGAGGGAAAGGACAGGGAAAAUCUUUCCAAUGUGAACUCGUCUUUGCCAAGAUGGGAAUCAACCCUAUCAUGAUGAGCGCCGGAGAAUUGGAAAGUGGGAAUGCCGGAGAACCCGCCAAGCUAAUCCGCCAAAGGUACCGUGAGGCAGCAGACAUAAUCAAGAAGGGCAAAAUGUGUGCCCUCUUCAUCAACGAUCUCGAUGCAGGAGCUGGUCGACUUGGUGGAACCACACAGUACACUGUUAACAACCAGAUGGUUAAUGCUACACUAAUGAACAUUGCUGAUAACCCAACAAAUGUCCAGCUCCCUGGUAUGUACAACAAGCAGGAGAACCCUCGUGUCCCGAUCAUCGUUACUGGUAACGAUUUCUCAACUUUGUACGCUCCUCUCAUCCGUGAUGGUCGUAUGGAGAAAUUUUACUGGGCACCUACUCGUGAGGAUCGGAUUGGUGUCUGCAAAGGAAUUUUUAGAAGCGAUAAUGUCCCUGAUGAUGACAUUGUCAAGCUUGUUGACACCUUCCCUGGUCAAUCCAUUGAUUUCUUCGGGGCUCUUAGGGCAAGAGUGUACGAUGAUGAAGUGAGAAAGUGGAUCUCGGGUGUUGGAGUUGAGGGUGUUGGAAAGAAGCUUGUAAACUCAUUGGAAGGACCCCCAACAUUCGAGCAACCAACGAUGACAAUCGAGAAGCUUCUCGAGUACGGUAACAUGCUUGUGCAAGAGCAAGAGAAUGUGAAGAGAGUUCAAUUAGCUGACACCUACCUCAAGGAGGCAGCUCUUGGUGAUGCCAACCGGGAUGCCAUGAACACUGGAAAAUUUUAAUCAUGCCAAGCUCUAUUCACAAGUUCUAGUAAAUGGGUCCAACCUGAUGAAGAAGAAGAAGAAUUAAUCACACAAGCAAUUGUGAAAUGAAGUUUUAAUCACAAUAUUCUCUUUAUUUCCCCCUUUUUUUCCUCUCUCUCUUUUCCUUUUUUUUUUCUUCGAAAAAGUCUGUUUUCUUUUCUAAUGGAUUUGUAUCCUAAUUUUGUGUGGUAAUGUAAACUAUGAUCUUAUGGAA
This is a messenger RNA of Carica papaya (papaya), 1699 nucleotides long. RefSeq names its product ribulose bisphosphate carboxylase/oxygenase activase, chloroplastic-like. The record is from RefSeq and is a predicted model, not a curated record. Gene Ontology annotation, molecular function: ATP hydrolysis activity; ribulose-1,5-bisphosphate carboxylase/oxygenase activator activity; ATP binding. Gene Ontology annotation, cellular component: chloroplast stroma; thylakoid. NCBI's taxonomy places the organism in Eukaryota, Viridiplantae, Streptophyta, Magnoliopsida, Brassicales, Caricaceae.